Messenger RNA from Gastrolobium bilobum, 637 nucleotides. RefSeq names its product cytochrome c oxidase subunit 6a, mitochondrial. Gene Ontology annotation, molecular function: enzyme regulator activity. The record is from RefSeq and is a predicted model, not a curated record. The transcript has 4 exons. Lineage: Eukaryota; Viridiplantae; Streptophyta; Magnoliopsida; Fabales; Fabaceae. The coding region runs from base 61 to 360 and encodes 99 amino acids. Gene Ontology annotation, biological process: mitochondrial electron transport, cytochrome c to oxygen. Gene Ontology annotation, cellular component: mitochondrial inner membrane.
AUUGUUUCGGGCUCCAUUACGACGCACACAGAAAGGGAGAGAAAAGUCUUGUGGUAAGCAAUGGCAACGGCACUGGUGCGAUCUGGUUUUCUUCGAACCGCCCUAAGAGGCGGUGCUCGUGGCGCCACCACUCCCAAACGAAACUUUGCUUCGUCUGGUCAUCACGAUGAUGCAUAUGAGACGGCCAAGUGGGAGAAGAUUACAUAUCUAGGCAUUGCUACAUGCACUAUUUUAGCCAUUUAUACUCUAUCAAAGGGCCACCCGCACUUUGAUGAAACUCCUUCAUACCCAUAUUUGCAUAUCCGCAAUAAGGAAUUCCCUUGGGGUCCUGAUGGGUUAUUUGAAUCGAAGCACCACUAGGAGAAUUGGUUGGUUUAAUGAAAGGUAGUUUGUGCACUGAUGGCCAUUCCUUUUGUCAAAGUUUAAGAAAUAGUGAUUAUUGCAGUUUCGUAUUGUUGAUUGAAAUUUGAAAUAGAACUUGCACUUGACAACGUGGUUUGUCAUGUUGCUAUCUUGUUUUCGUUCUCAUGGUUGAAGCAAAAUAAAAUCGUCAAACAAUAUGAUGCUUGUUUUUAUACCAAAUCUUGUUCAGUUGCUUCGAUUUUGAAAGAGAUCCCAGGAAUAUUGCAUCAUGUUU